Molecule: messenger RNA, 792 nt
Organism: Racocetra persica
Lineage: Eukaryota; Fungi; Glomeromycota; Glomeromycetes; Diversisporales; Gigasporaceae
Source: the annotation of a GenBank genome assembly
GAAAAAGAAAAGUCCAAGUAUCGAUAUUCAUCCGAAAUUCAGCAAAUGAUGUUUGUUUUUGGUGAAGUUCCAGAGCCUCUGACGGAAACAAUUCAACUUGUGGAAGACAUUGUUAGAUCACAAGUGAUUGAAAUUAUUAUUCAAGCAGCUGCACAAGCAGCCAAGCGUGGCUCACGAUAUAUGAGUUCAGAAGACCUCAUAUUCUUAAUUCGACAUGAUCGAGCAAAAGUAAAUCGUUUGCGAACAUAUUUGAGUUGGAAAGAUGUGCGUAAAAAUGUAAAAGAUACGGGAAAUGAUGCCGUUGAGGAAACUAUUGAGGAACCAAGCGCAGAUAAAUUAGCAAAAGCUCGCAAAAUGAAGGAUGCAGAUGAAAUUACUAGAGCUAUGACAAGAGAAGAAUAUGUGCAUUAUUCAGAAUGCCGACAGGCAUCUUUUACUUAUAGAAAGGCGAAGCGUUUUCGUGAAUGGGCAAACAUGUCAGCGUACAUUGAUAUGAAACCUAACGAUGAUAUUAUAGACAUUCUAGGAUUUUUGACAUUCGAGAUGGUUAGCACUCUAACAGAGACAGCGCUUCGCGUUAAACGAGAUUUAGACAGAGAUCAGAAAAUGCAUAAUAAAGGGCUUAAAAGACCACGCGAAAAUUAUGACACAGGUGGGAAUGUAUUUCUGUUUUCCUUACCCCCCCCUGAGCAGACAGCAUUGCAACCUUCGCAUAUACAUGAAGCUUUCAGAAGAUUGCAAAUGGUGCCAAAGCCAAUCAAGAAUUUUCGUGGUGGAUUGGCUAGAACAAAG